AUGCGCGACGCCGACAUAGACGCGGACGGCGACGCCCCCGACGAUCACACGCGUGUACCAGCCUUACGCUUCCGUACCUCGACGCAAGACGCGGACACGGACGAGGACGAGGAGUCGGCGAGCGAUUCCGAGCUCGCGAAUGAAUUCGACGGUUUAGAGCUCUUACGAGCGGGUUCUCUCGCCGAUAAGGUCGUCGCGUACGAACGUUCGACGAGCGGGAACGCAGCUGUGGUGAGCCGGGACGCGCGGACUAUGCUGGAGGAGCUGGAGGAGGCGAAACGGAACCCCACGGUGGCGGCAUUCCUGCGCAUGGGCGAGACGGGCGACGCGGGGAAGCGACGAAGGCGACAUCGAAGGCGAGCGACUGGAAAGUCGAAGCCGAUGAACGAGGCGAAUGAGUUGAUAAGUGAUGCAACGAUAUUGUAUGCGCGAGGGGCGUACGCAGACGCGGUGAUUAAGCUGCACGCGGCGAUCGUUAAGGCGCCGAACGCGAGCGAACCGUACGAGCAGUUGGCGCUCGUGUACGAGGAGAUGGAAGAUUUAGAAAAGGCGCUGGAUUGUUACUCGAUCGCCACUGUGCUCAAACGUGGGGUCGACCCGUCAAUGUGGUAUCGCAUGGCGACACUCGCGGUGAAUGUGAACAAGAAGGAGUAUGCGUUACACUGCUUGGCGCGAGCGGCGAGAUCGGAUCCGCGAAACUACGAGAAUAAGAUGGACCAAGCGACUCUGUAUUCUGAGCUCGGCGACACGAAGAAAGCGAUAGAGCAGCUCGAGUGGGUACUUAGAGAUGACUUACCUCCUUUAGAUGGCGCCAUCUUGCGAGACGCGACGGUAUUUCUAGCAAAGCUGUACUACGGCGCGGAGUCGCGUGAGAAGGCGGAAUACGCAUUGGAGCGCUUGUUGGAAAGACAUCCUCAGCACGUAGACGCGACUGUGGUUAACAUAUUGAUCGAGUUGAAGAUUGAGUUUCGCAAAUACUCUGAGGUGCUAGAUAUCGUCAAAAAAGCACACGCAACCAUCGUAGAGCACAUGGACAACGGUGAGCUGCCGUUGGACAUUUCAGUGAAAUUGGGACAGUGCCAGCUGUAUGAAGGGCAGAUAGAGGACGGUUUGAGGCGAGUCGAUGAGCUCUUGGCGCAUCAAGUGACGGAGUUCGACGAUUUGUUCUUCGACUGCGGGAAUACGCUGAUGGACGUCGGGCUCGCCCUGAAGGCGGAAGAAGUUUUUCGCCCACUACUGUCGCUUGAGGCAUACGACAACGUAGAACUCUGGCAACGAAUAGAGCGGUGUAUCGAGCAGUCACAAGGUUUGUUCGCCGUGAUAGAGUUCUAUGAUUCCAUGCACGACAAGCAUCCGAGUGAUGUGUUCAUCGCCGUGUCUCUCGCCGACGCUCUUUCACGCUGUGAUGACGACCUGGAAUCUCUGAGCAGAGCUCGCUCACUCGUCUCGAACUUGGACGAUGUCGAGGUUCAGAAGUACGGCAUCUCACUUCGCGUGACCGCGUUGCAAAGAAAACUUUUGAGCGACGAAGAACUGACAGUGAUCAUUCCGUCUGCGCUGAAAUUACUGGAUGACUUGAUGGAUCAGAGAUCGCAACGAAAACUUCAACGAGUGGGUCAGGCAAACGACACUUAUGUUGACGACAACGUGAGGAUCUCUGACAACGAUGUAUUCGCCACCAUUAUCAGUGGCGCAGAGAUUGCGAUUCGACUCGGCAGACAUGACGAUGCCGCGAAAAUCGUGACGAAUGCUCUGUCAUUUUCGGCAGGGAGCGUCUUGACACGUGAACAGACGGCGACUUUGCGCUACCUGAAAUCAUUGGUAUCCUACCAAGCCGGAGACUUGCAGGAGGCUUCGGCCAACUGUCGAAGUGUUCUUGAAGUGUUCCCGGCAUCUGUGACGGUUUGGAAUAUGCUCAUGCAAAUGGCUGUUGACUAUCCGCGAGCGCUGAGCGUGGGCACAUCCAAGCUUGCGAAGCGGCUCGUCGCGAACAGCGUAGACAACACAGUGAGAGCGCGCCUCGUUCCACUCAUGGCUUCGGGAUACGUACACACUUGGAACAAGAAGUGGUCUAUAGCGAUGCACGAUUUUCUCACUGCCCUGACGCUCGCCCCGAACGAUCACGAGGUCACGCUUGCUGCGGCUAUUUCUCUUCUUCACAUGGCCACCAGGAACUCAAACGAGCAGCAGCGGCACGCGUUGGCGCUUCGCGCUAUCGUUCUCCUCGAGCGCACUGCUGACCUGAAUUCAGCGCAUCCGCAAGAGGGAUUGUACAAUCUAGCCAGAGGGUUACACCAUCUCGGCUGGUCGCAUCUCGCCCGUCGACUGUACGAGCGUUGCCUCGAGGCACCGGUCACUGAGGUCGAAGGCGAUGGUGCAGCUGUCGAUUUGAAGCGAGAGGCAGCGUACAAUCUGUCGUUGAUUUAUCGCAAGUCGAACGCGCACGGAUUAGCGAGAGACAUUCUCCGCAAAUACAUGACGGUUUGA
This is a messenger RNA of Ostreococcus tauri, 2487 nucleotides long. Its product is annotated as Tetratricopeptide repeat. The transcript has a single exon. Bases 1 to 2487 code for a protein of 828 amino acids. The record is from RefSeq and is a predicted model, not a curated record. NCBI's taxonomy places the organism in Eukaryota, Viridiplantae, Chlorophyta, Mamiellophyceae, Mamiellales, Bathycoccaceae. Gene Ontology annotation, cellular component: transcription factor TFIIIC complex. Gene Ontology annotation, molecular function: protein binding. Gene Ontology annotation, biological process: transcription by RNA polymerase III.